AUGGGCGCCAGGGGAAGUCAUGAAGAGGCACCGGUGAGCAGGAAGGAAAGUAGCGGUGCUGCGAAGGUGGAGGACAGGUUUUGCCUCACCGAACGAGACAGAGCUGGCUGCCUGUUCGUCAUCUCCACCCCUUCUAAGCCCAAGCCUGCAGGCAGCUCGACGCAAAGUGACGACUACCACUACAGCGUCGUAGUGGACGUGUCGGGCGAGUCUGACGACAGCUGGCUGGUGGGCAAGGAGCUCAGCGUUCAAGUCGAUGCCGCGUCCAAGGUCUGCUACGUCUUCCGGCACGACAAGGGGCGAUGGACCCUGGCCAGCCUAGCCACAUGGAAGCAUCUCGGCCGACUGCCGCUGCCACCUGACCUCUUUGCAGACGAAGAGAGCUUCAACUCGGCACACCCCGACUUGUGGGGGACCAAGCUGGAUAUGAUGGCCAGCGAGCUGUACACACAGAUGGUGAAGGAGCUCGGCCGAAAGAGCUGGCCCCACGAGCCCUCCUUCAUGUUCGCCGAGCGAGUUGCAGCUCAGCUGCUGCGCGAUGAGCUUGUGGCCGCACCCUCCAGCGAAGAUGGUUGA
This is a messenger RNA of Acanthamoeba castellanii str. Neff, 576 nucleotides long. RefSeq lists its product as uncharacterized. The record is from RefSeq and is a predicted model, not a curated record. Bases 1 to 576 code for a protein of 191 amino acids. NCBI's taxonomy places the organism in Eukaryota, Discosea, Longamoebia, Acanthamoebidae. The transcript has a single exon.